Molecule: messenger RNA, 1096 nt
Organism: Paramacrobiotus metropolitanus
Lineage: Eukaryota; Metazoa; Tardigrada; Eutardigrada; Parachela; Macrobiotidae
Product: atrial natriuretic peptide receptor 1-like
Exons: 7
Coding region: 17-706 (229 amino acids)
Molecular function (GO): signaling receptor activity; peptide hormone binding
Source: RefSeq, a predicted model, not a curated record
AGCGUCUGACAAGAAGAUGACGGAAGGGGAUUAUGUUUACUUCACAAUUGAGCUGUUUCAAAGCGCAAAAUUCUUUGGCAAUAUAACUUGGAAUACCGGGGAGAGCGAUGGACGGGAUUCAGAUGCCCGAACCGCUUUAGUUCCCUGUUUAAGAUAUCUCUACGUAAUCCGGAUGCCACCCGAAUAUCGUAAUGUUACUGAUGAAAUAAAGCGUCGAUCCGAAAAUAUAUUUGGCUACACAUUUGCCCUGGAAGAGGAAGUGAAUCCAUUUGCCAUGGCAAACUAUUAUGCCCUUGUCAUUUUCGCCCAGGUAGUAAACCAAACAAUAGCACUUGGGGGAAAUCCCCUUGACGGAGGCGCCUUGAGCAGGCGGAUGUGGAACCGCACAUACACCAUCCUAGGCCAGGAUAUCAUCCUUAACGCUAAUGGUGAUCGUGAAGCGGACUGGUCACUGAAUCAAAUGGAUGUCGAAACGGGAAAGUUUGUGCCGGUUAUGGAAUAUUCGGCUAAGCGUAAAGCUCUGGAACCUUCUCGCGAUCCAGUGGACAACAGCAACCGCAAAAUUGUGUGGUACAAGCGUGACAGCCCACCUCCUAACGAGCCAAAAUGUGGGUAUCGUGGAAUUAAUCCAGAUUGUCGGGCUAAAGAGCAAGGUAGCCAAUACCGAAAGUUUGCCGCUGCCGCCCCAAACCUGCUGGAAGUGUGAAAGUGAUGACAGCAAAAUUGUGACUAGAUCCCGAUUUUUGUGGGUUGGGCAAGAAAUUUAGAAUGAUAAUGGUAAUGAAAUAGAAAUUUAAUAGAAUGUAAUAAUGUAAUAGAAAUUUCAAAUUAGUAGUAAUGUAUCAUGGAGAUGAAUGUUAUUAACGGUUGUAAUUUGUCGGUUUCCAUACAUAACAAAACGGUGCAUUGUGCUUAUUCAGUAAAACGGUAAGUGCAUUCUUACAUCAGUACCCCCAUUUUGCAGUUUUAAGUCGAGAAAUGCAGAAAUGUUGCCACUAAUAAGGCAGUGCCAUGCUUGUUAGUAACAAGCAUUGCGGUACCGCAAUGAACUGUAUCAAAAGAGAAUGACCAAAGCGCCUAAAUACCAGCCAAAUUU